Molecule: messenger RNA, 3966 nt
Organism: Closterium sp. Yama58-4
Lineage: Eukaryota; Viridiplantae; Streptophyta; Zygnematophyceae; Desmidiales; Closteriaceae
Source: the annotation of a GenBank genome assembly
AUGCACCGUCGCCACCUUGUGUCUGGUCUUCCCAGGUCCCUCCCUCCCCUCCCUGCCUCGCCUGCGCCGCCUUGCCUUCCUUGCAUCGAGGGGCGGCAGCGCGCCGCUCCUCACUCCUCCUCGUUCCCCCCGACAGAGGCUCCUCUGCAGACCCUCCACCUGGACGUGUGGGGCCCAGCCCGCGUUCGUGGUCAGGGCGGUGAGCGGUACUUUUUGCUGGUUGUCGACGACUACUCGCGUUACACCACGGUCUUCCCCUUGCGCACCAAGGGUGAGGUCCCUGCUGUUCUGAUCCCUUGGAUCCGCACAGUUCGUCUCCAGCUCCGCCGCCGUUUCCGGACGGAUCUUCCUGUCCUGCGUCUGCACUCUGACAGAGGUGGUGAGUUUUCCUCCGAUCUCUUGAGGACCUUCUGUCAGGCGGAGGGCAUCGAGCAGACCUUCACGCUUCCGGACUCCUCACAGCAGAAUGGGGUUGCUGAGCGCCGCAUUGGCCUGGUCAUGGAGGUCGCUCGUACCUCCUUGGUCCACGCGGCGGCUCCCCAUUUUCUGUGGCCGUUUGCUGUCCGGUACGCCGCGCAUCAGCUCAACCUCUGGCCCCGUGUCUCCUUGCCGGAGACCUCGCCCACACUGCGUUGGACGGGGGAGGUUGGCGAUGCGUCGCGCUUCCGGGUGUGGGGUGCUCGUGCCCUUGUCCGCGAUACGUCCGCGGACAAGCUCUCCUCCCGCACGCUUCCCUGUGUCUUCCUUGGCUUUGUCCCUGACGCGCCGGGCUGGCAGUUUUACCACCCCACCUCGCGCCGGGUCUUCGCCUCUCAGGACGUCACCUUUGACGAGUCGGUCCCUUUUUACCGUCUCUUCCCCUACCGCACUGCCCCCCUCCCUCCCCCGCCGCUUUUCCUUGCUCCUGGUCCCCCUCUGGUAGACCCCCUUCCCCCUUCCCCCUCCGCUUUUCCUGCUCCUUCAGGUGUCUCUCAGGUAGACCCUCCUCCCGUCGCUGAGCCUGUCGAGGUCACAGGUGACUCAGGUGCUGCUGCAGGUGGUACUGCUGGGAGUGCUGAGCCUGGGGGUGCUGAGCCUGCGGGUGCUGGGCCUGGGAGUGCUGGGACUGCGGGUGCUGGAGCUGGGGGUGCUGAGCCUGGGGGUGCUGCGACUGGGGGUGCUGAGCCUGCGUGUGCGGAGUCUGGGGGUGCUGAGCCUGGGGGUGCUGCUACUGAGCCUACGGAGCCUCGGGUUGCUGCGUCUGGGGGUGCUCCGGUUCGGGGUGCUGAGCAGUCUCUCACACCGCAGCAGCUUCGUGACUGGUACGUCCGGCGCUUUCGCUGCCCUAGUGGCUCGGCUGGAGUUGGGGGUGCUGGAGCUGCUCGUCCUGGAGGUGCUCGUCCUGGGGGUACUGGAGCUGCCGGGACUGGUUGUUCUGGGAGCACUACGACUGGAGCUGCUGGAGCUGGGGCCUCUGGAGCUGGUGGUGCUAGCGGAGUUGGAGCUGCCGACUCUGGGGGUGCUCUUCCUAGCGGUGCUGCGGACCCUGGGGGUGGCGCUGCUGCUGGUGCUGCGGACCCACCUGGUGGAGCUGCUGCUGGAGCUGGGGACCCGAGCGGUGGCGCUGCUGCUGGUGCUGGGGACUCGGACGCUGGGGCUCCUGCUGGUACUGAGGACCCGGCCGCUGGAGUCUCUUCUGCUUCUGGAGACGCUGCGCGGCCACGACCGUACUUCGUACCGCUCCUUCAGCAGGUUCUUGGGCAGGCUCCUCCUCCUUGUCCUCCUCCCUCCGUAGAGUGUCCUCCGCCUGUCCAGCCGCAGUCACAGUUACCGCCUACCUCGCCUCUCCCUACUCCCUCUCCUUACACUGGUCCCACAGGAGGUCUUACAGAGCGUCGUGAGCCUGAGUCUCGUCCUGCGUCGCCUGUUCGUCCUGCUCGCACUGCUCGUCGUGUCCGUCGUGAGCGUCCUCCUCCUGUCCCAGGCACUCACUACAUGACUCUGCGUCCCUCUACUGCUCCUCAGCGUGUCCCGCUACCGUCUCCUCCUGCGUCCUCUUUGCCUGCCGUUCCGGACCCUGAGUCUGACCGGUAUCGCUCUGAUCACCCUACUGUCACGCGUCUCCUAGCUACUGUUGUCACUGACCCUACCUUUGAGUCCUCGGCUGCGUCUGCUCUGGUCGCUGAGUUGGUUGACUUUGCUGCUGCCUGUCGUCUAGACUACGCUGCUAGCCUUGUUGCUGAGUCUGAGUCUGCGUCUGUCUGUCCUCCGUCCGUCGGGGGUGAGUGUGCUCUUGGCACGGACGUCCUUGAGGACAGGCAGGAGGACUUUGACUCUCUUGCGGCUGCUGUACCUCAUCUCGUGGCCUGGUUGCUUGCCCCUGAGGGAGACCCGGAUGCACUAGACAUCCCCACUCCGCGCACUUACGCAGAGGCGAUCUCGGGUCCCUACUCCUCUCAGUGGCAGACAGCCAUGGACGCAGAGAUGGCAUCCUGGAAGUCCACAGGCACCUACGUCGACGAGGUUCCCCCUCCUGGGGCGAACAUCGUCGAUGGCAUGUGGAUUUUCAGGGUGAAGCGGCCGCCAGGUUCUCCGCCUGUCUUCAAGGCUCGUUACGUUGCUAGAGGCUUCAGUCAGCGUCAGGGGGUCGACUUCUUCCAGACCUUCUCCCCCACCCCGAAGAUGACCACUCUUCGGGUUCUGCUGCACGUUGCUGCUCAGCGUGACUACGAGCUUCACUCUCUUGACUUCAGCACAGCGUUCCUGCAGGGCAGCCUGCACGAGGAGAUCUGGCUGCGCCGCCCACCUGGCUUUACUGGGUCGUUUCCCCCUGGUACCCAGUGGAGCCUCCGCCGGCCAGUCUACGGUCUCCGCCAGGCGCCACGUGAGUGGCACGACACACUGAGGACUACACUUGCGGCUCUUGGGUUCGCGCCGUCUACUGCUGACCCGUCGCUGUUUCUGCGCACAGACACGUCGCUGCCGCCGUUCUACAUUCUCGUGUACGUCGACGACUUGGUCUUUGCUACUGCUGACACUGAGGCACUCGCUCGUGUGAAGUCGGAGCUGCAGAAGAGACACACCUGCACUGACCUGGGUGAACUGCGUAGCUACCUUGGCUUGCAGAUCACCCGGGACAGAGCUCGCCGCACCAUCACCCUGACUCAGUCACACAUGGUGCAGCAGGUCCUUCAGCGCUUCGGCUUCCAGUUCUCCUCACCUCAGGCCACACCUCUGGCUACCAGCCACUCGCUCUCAGCUCCACCUUCGGACGAGUCCGUAGAGCCGAGUGGCCCGUACCCAGAGCUUGUAGGCUGCCUCAUGUACCUGAUGACUUGCACGCGACCUGACCUCGCGUACCCUCUUAGCAUCCUUGCUCGUUACGUUGCGCCUGGGAGACACAGGCGAGAGCACUGGGAGGCUGCUAAGAGGGUGCUGCGUUACUUGUGCAGUACAUCAGGCAUGGGGCUGGUGCUUGGAGGACGCGACAGAGUUGUCCUCACUGGUCACUCGGACGCUUCUUGGGUGGACGACCUGGCUACGCAGCGGUCGUCACAGGGUUACACCUUCAGCCUUGGCUCUGGUUCUGUCUCGUGGCGGUCCACCCGCUCUUCCUCUGUUCUCGGCUCUAGUUGUGAGGCUGAGAUCUACGCCACAGCCAUGGCUGCACAGGAGUUACGCUGGCUCACCUACCUGCUAACUGACUUGGGAGAGCGGCCUAGUUCUCCUCCAGUUCUGUACGGUGACAACAAGGCGGCUCUUGCCUUGUGUCAGGAGCACAGACUGGAGCACAGGACGAAGCACAUUUCUCUUCGCUACUUUCUUGCUCGAGAGCUUCAGCAGCGCGGUCAGCUUCGGCUUGUGUACGUGGACUCGAAGGCCAACACUGCUGAUAUCUUCACCAAGGCGCUCCCGCCUAGUGAUCAUCAGCGGCACUGUACUUCUUUAGGCCUUGUGUCCACGUUUCCUCACUUGCUCACUGCUUGA